GGCCCUGCCCCGCUGCGCGUGACCGCCGAGCCUGCGCCGAGCUGCGCCCGGGCCGCCGGCCGCGCGAUGCUGCUGCUGGCCGCCGCGUCUCUCGUGGCCUUCGUGCUGCUGCUCUACAUGGUGUCCCCGCUCAUCAGCCCCAAGCCCCUCGCCCUGCCUGGGGCGCACGUAGUGGUUACAGGAGGCUCUAGUGGCAUCGGAAAGUGCAUUGCUAUCGAGUGCUAUAAACAAGGAGCCUUUAUAACUCUGGUUGCACGGAAUGAGGACAAGCUGUUGCAGGCAAAGAAAGAAAUCGAAAAACACUCUAUUAAUGAUAAACAGGUGGUGCUCUGUAUAUCAGUCGAUGUGUCUCAAGACUAUAGCCAAGUGGAGAACGUCAUGAAACAAGCGCAGGAGAAGCUGGGCCCGGUGGACAUGCUUGUAAACUGUGCAGGAAUGUCACUUGCAGGGAAAUUUGAAGAUCUUGAAGUUAGUACUUUUGAAAGGCUGAUGAGCAUCAACUACCUGGGCAGCGUGUACCCCAGCCGGGCCGUGAUCGCCACCAUGAAGGAACGCCGCAUGGGCAGGGUCGUCUUCCUGUCUUCCCAGGCCGGGCAGCUGGGCCUGUUUGGUUACACAGCGUACUCUUCAUCCAAGUUCGCCCUCAGGGGACUGGCGGAGGCUUUGCAGAUGGAGGUGAAGCCUUACAAUGUGUAUGUCACAGUUGCCUACCCACCAGACACGGACACCCCUGGGUUUGCAAAAGAAAACCAAACCAAGCCUUUAGAGACACGUCUUAUUUCAGAGACCACAUCGGUCUGCAAACCAGAACAAGUGGCCAAACAAAUUGUUAAAGACGCUGUACAAGGAAAUUUCAACAGCUCCAUCGGUUCUGACGGGUACAUGCUGUCAUCGCUGACCUGUGGAAUGGCUCCAGUAACGUCCAUCAUGGAAGGGCUCCAGCAGGUGGUCACCAUGGGCCUCUUCCGCACGAUCGCACUGUUUUACCUUGGAAGUUUCGACAGUAUCGUUCGUCGCUGCAUGAUGCAGAAGGCGAAAUUGGAAACUGUAGACAAAACUGCGUAAUUCUUACCCCUUGGAAAAAGACUGUCUGAAUAAUUUACCAGCUUGCUGCUAAGUGGGACACAGUUUUGGGCUUGCAGACAUUUAUGUCUUGCUUUCUAAUCUGUGAGAUUGGACCAGUGAUCUUCAGAAACCUGGCUGCAAGCAAGGGGAUCGCCGUUCAACUCCAGACUAUUAUUAAUACUAUGCAAAUACGGAGGAGACUACUUGAUUCUCUGAGGUGGAGAGGUGAUGGUAAGGGAGCUCAUUCCAUGUGAGCAGGAUUCCGGAACGAUCACUGAAAUGUUUCUUCUAUUUUUUUUCCCGUUAGAAAUCAUGUCCAGAAAUGGGUUUCUGGGACCUUUUCUUUUUUUCUCUUUUUUAACUUGGUGUGUUUUAUUCCAGAUGCAUUUUACACAUUGCCGUGGGGUAUGAAUGCAUAAUAAUGUCCCUGACUCACUCUGAUGCUGGUGGUCACUGUGGUUUCUUUCUCUUUGAUCCCAUAAAACUACGUGGGGGAUGGGAGAGGACCAUACAGAGGAACGAAGGAGAUAAAUAUUUUCCAGUAGGAAAAAACAAUGACUUUUUUUGUCUUCUUUAGACUUGAAUGCUUAGGGCACAUCUCAUUUUUCAUUCAUGGAGAAAGGGAGCCUCCUAAAAUAUUUUCUGAAGAGGAGUAAAACCUUAGAAGCUUAAAAGUUUACAAUUUCUUCAAUAGCCAUAAUGACCUGAAGCUCACCCAUUCCAUUGUAGUUUCUUAUUCUUCCCAUGUCUUCCUUUCCAAUUUUGCUUAGACUGCUAUAAUAUUUUUAUAAAAAAAGAAAAGAGAGAGACCAGUUUUUUUUUCCUUGACUUUAAAAAUUAAUUAAUGAAUUUAUUAAAGCAAAUGAAAAAGUUAGAAAGUGUGACCUUUUUCUCCUCGUAGCGUAUAUGUAGCUUUUAAAAAAGACUGAAGGGGGACUUUGCCAGUGGUCUAGCGGUUAAGACUGCCCUUCCAAUGCAGGGACACAGGUUCGAUCCCUGGUCAGGGAACUAAGAUCCCACAUGCCAUGUGGCGCAGCAAACAAACAAUGCUGCCAGCACAUUUAAGCUGGGUUUCCUGGGAUGGCCCUGCGGGUUUCCCCCUUUGUUGUGCCCGUGUGGCGCCGUACACUGAUAAAUGUUUGUAUUGAACCUUCCUUGCACUGCAGAGAUAGAGUCCAUCUGGCCAAGGUGUAUAAUCAUUUUAAUAUGCAGCUGAAGCAAUACUUUUACGGACCCACCUCCUUAUAAAAUAAGUUAGAAGAUGUAGCCCCUUCCGUUUUCUGCCGGUGUUGGGGCAGGGGGCGCUCCUGCGGAGGCGCCCUCGAGGCGGGCACUGGCAGCAGCCUCAGUUUACUCAUUAAGAAAAAACAAGCACGACAGGGCUGCCCGGUGUUGAAGACGCUUGUUUCUGAAAUGAAAUGAUCGCCCUAUUCUUUCCAUGACUCCACUGACCUUGAGAACAUCUACCGCGUGUUAAGCAAGCCAGCCGUGGUCGCUGGCACAGCGCAGGCCUGGACGCGUUUUGCUCCCGGGACGCGGCGCGCUGUCCACUGGCGGAUCCGCUGCGAGGCCGGUGAGCCGCAGCCGUGAUGCGCUCUGCAGACCUGAGACCCGAGGGCGGCGCUGUCGUUGUGCCGAGCCCCGCGCUCUUGCACACGCCGUGAGCUUAUGCAUCUCCACAUUCCAGUUCCUUUUAGUGAGAAAAGACCACUGCUUUGGAAGAAAACAGCAGUUGUACAAGAGAUUAAAGAUCUGAACACUAACAAACCUUUUUUACUCUUGAGUUUUUGAACUCUUGACUUUCAAAUGACUUAAUUUUUACAAAGUAAGAUAUUUAAUGGCUUUUAUCCACAGUGUCUUUUUAAAAGACAUGAGAAUAACACAUGUUCAAACACUGACAGAGACAGAAAAAUUAUUAUUUAAUAUAUAAGUUGCUUGGGAUGACUUCAUUGCAGUCUAUCGGGGUGGGUUGAACCCAUAAAGUUUUCAUGAGUCUUUCAGCCUUCAGGAGCCAUCGUCUGCAAACUCUGUUGAGUCAUAUGGGGCCCCUUCUAAAAGGGAGUAAUGACUGUAUUUUCCUCAUUCCCAGAAAACAGAUACAAAGUAAAAGCUGGGUGUUUCUCAAUUUUAUUCUUAUUUCUCAUAAGUGUUUCUUGAAUGUGGGUAUCUUCUACUGAUGGUCUAUAUUAAAGUCUAGUCCAAAAUGGUGCAUUCUUAAAUUAACUAUUUUACAGUAGUUAUUCAAUAUACAUUUCUCAAGGUAUUCUCAGAGAGAGUUCAGUCAUUCCAGGUCACCUACUACCUGAACAAAUCUAAGAGCCCCUGUUCCACAACAGGGAGAUAUCCCCAACUGAGAUGAAGCUCGAGCAUGAGAGCAGAUUCGUGGAAAUUAUAGCAUCGGGGAAUUAUAGCACAAGAUUCAUGGAAAUAGAGCAUCUGUCAGAGUUGGCAAAGGUCUACAGUUUUGUAAACAAAAAGGUUUGAAAACUGAUGUGUUCCUUUUUUUCUUCCUACACUUGGUGCCAUAACGCACUUGAUAGCAAAACCUGACUUGAGAUUCCUGUAGUUUUUAUUUAUGUCACACCAUGGGCUGAUCACUUGUCUGAAGAAAUACCAACGGUUUUGAUGACAGGGAUUGCCCCAGACUCUGUGGAGAUGUUUUUUUAUAAUAUCCAGAGUAGACCCCAUAUUACCUUUUCAAAAUGUUAAAGAAAAAAAAUUUUUUUUGGAUGGGUGAUUGUAGACACUUAAGAAGCAUCACACAGUGACCUGGAUUCAUCUAAAUCGUGAAACUAUUACAAGGCAAAUUCUAUUUUUUAUCUUUUUUGGCUCAAUUCUUGUUAAAACCGUUUAUUACACUGAUUUCUUUUUUGCUCAGAAAGAAGAGAAAGACUGAAUCAGACUGCAGAUUGUUAGGGAAACUAUUGGCUUUUUUUUUUUUUUUUUUUUUUUAAGGAUCACAUUGAUUCAACACUUUCUAUUGUGCUCAGAAGUGGGUAAGUCUUACUUGUGACAGAAGAAGUUUAAUCAUAAUUCUGUUGAAAGGUGGAUUCUGUGUAUGUGACCAACAGUAGCUUAUUAUGUGAGUUUCAGGUCUGAUGUGCCUGCCUCUGCUAGGUUGGGUUGUACUAUUUUAUUAUAAUGUAUUUGUGAGUAUAUUUAUUUUAAUGUUUAACGUUAUUCAGCCAUUGAAAUUGCAAAGUAUGUUCAAGGACCCUAUGUCAUUGAAAAAGGUAUAAAAAUUCUCAUUUAUUUUUGCCAAAACAAAGUCAAGAGUGUUGUUCUUUUCUAUGUAUUUAAAAUUUAACGUUGACAGCUGAAAGGAGAAGAAAUUAAAAAUGCUGUUACUGAUGGCCCCUUUACAUGAAAUUGGAUUUGUUUCAUUAUAAGUCUCUGUUUGGAUCCAGUAAACCAUUUAUUUUUGAUUCUUGGAAGUAAAAAUUUGACAGACCAUUUCUAAUGUUAAAUGACAAAACCUUUUUCAUAAUAGUUGCUUUGAUUCAAAGAAUUGUAUGUCUUUGUCUUUUCAGAAGAAGGUAGUCCCAUAAUAAUUUUUUAAAAAUGGAUUGUAUCAACAUAUUUAAUUUUAUUAUAUCAUAUUACAAUUUAAAUAUCUUAACUUACUUGAGGACACUUAAGCUAUUCAUACUUUUUAACCUAAAAUGUUUUGUAUCUUUCUCAUUUCCUUAACUUCUUAGUGACUCAGCGUUGAAAAAUACCUACUAACCAUAAUCUUCCAUAUUCUGGACUAAAUCUUGUUUAGUUCAGAGCAGUGAUGGCAGAUUCGGUAUUUUGAAGAGGAGAGACUAGCUUUAUAUUCUACACUUGCUUGAGGUGAAACUCUAAAGGCAUUUUUAAACUGAGGAGCAUAUGGCUAUUUUGAUAUAGAAUAGAACCUGUGUUUGCUACUUUAGAAGCUUUUGUGGCAGAAUUGUAACCUAAUUUUCAUAUCUUGUAUUUCUGAAUCACGACAAAAAAUAAAUGGGGAACAUGCUUUACA
Molecule: messenger RNA, 5065 nt
Organism: Bubalus bubalis (water buffalo)
Lineage: Eukaryota; Metazoa; Chordata; Mammalia; Artiodactyla; Bovidae
Gene: KDSR
Product: 3-ketodihydrosphingosine reductase
Exons: 10
Coding region: 67-1065 (332 amino acids)
Biological process (GO): sphingolipid biosynthetic process
Cellular component (GO): endoplasmic reticulum membrane
Molecular function (GO): 3-dehydrosphinganine reductase activity
Source: RefSeq, a predicted model, not a curated record